Messenger RNA from Amaranthus tricolor (Joseph's coat), 1695 nucleotides. RefSeq names its product protein FAR1-RELATED SEQUENCE 5-like. NCBI's taxonomy places the organism in Eukaryota, Viridiplantae, Streptophyta, Magnoliopsida, Caryophyllales, Amaranthaceae. The record is from RefSeq and is a predicted model, not a curated record. Gene Ontology annotation, molecular function: zinc ion binding. The transcript is spliced from 4 exons. The coding region runs from base 1 to 1695 and encodes 564 amino acids. Gene Ontology annotation, biological process: regulation of DNA-templated transcription.
AUGAACACUGAUGAUGAUGCAAUUGUGGGUAUCUUUGAUUUGGGACUUGAUCUACCUGAUGAUGACCUUUUUCCUUCAUCUGAUUUAGAAAAUUAUGAUGGCUGUUUUUACUCAAUUUCACUUCUCUCUCUUCCGAAAUUCUUUCUCCUUCGUGAAAAACUCGAUUCUGAGCGUUGCAAGAACUCCAAAAAUCGACUACAAAUCAAAAAAAAAAAGUCAAGAACUAAUUCUUACAUUCGUGUUCUUCUGAAAAAAGAAAAUUACCCUAGCUUUUUCUUUGACUUUGAUGUUGAUGAAUCCAAAUCCCUAUGCUUGGCAUUAUGGGUAGAUGGUACAUGCAGAAGAAAUUAUGUUGUUUUUGGUGGCUCUAUAUCUAUAGAUGCUACAUAUAGCAUUAAUAAGUAUAAUUUAGUAUUUGUGCCAUUUACGGGUGUAGAUAAUCAUAAGUGGUGUGUGACAUUUGCCAUUGGUUUAAGUAGCAAGGAGGAUGUUGCGUCAUAUGCCUGGCUUUUUCAGACUUUUUUGAAUGCUAUGGAGGGGAAACAACCGUAUUCUAUCAUUACUGAUCAAGACCCUGUUGUUACGAUUGCUUUGCCGACAGUUUAUCCAAAGUCUGUUCAUAAAUUUUGUGUAUGGCACAUAAUGAAGAAGUUGAAGGAUAAAGUAUCUGUUGAAUUGCGUAGUGAUGAAAACUUUCUUAAACGAAAUUAUUAUUUGGUGUACAAUAGGGACAACGAGCCACAUGAAUUUGAAACUGAGAGGUCAAAAUUGCUAUUUGAUUAUAAGGAACAUAAGUUGGAUGAAAAUAUUUGGUUGUCAACUAUGUAUAAUAUCAGGAAAAUGUGGGUUCCUGCUUAUUUUAGAUCUAUUUAUAUGGGUGGUUUGCUUAGGACUACAUCAAGAUUUCUCACUUUAGUCGAGCUCCAAAUGCGAUUUCAAAGCGCAAUGGAUACGCAACGUCAUAAAUUGGAAAUACUUGAAAGUAAGGAUAAGUUGUUUACUCCACCACUUAAGACACCAUUAAUGUUGGAAAAAUAUGCUGCUUCUAUAUAUACUCUUGCUGCUUUUUAUGAUUUUCAAGCUGAAUUUUGCACUGCUUGUUUUGAAUGUGGGCUAGACACACAUCAUUUUGAUAAUGGUAAAGAUUGUUUUUCAGUGAUUUAUUUGAGUAACAAAAGGGUUUUUAAUGUUGUCUUUGAUCCAACAACACUUGAGGUGGAUUGCUCAUGUAAGAUGUUUAAACGUGUUGGAAUUUUAUGUAGGCAUUCUCUUUGGGUUUUAAAUGCUAAGUGUGUUAAUAAAUUGUCUGAGCAACACGUUUUGAGAAGGUGGACUAAGCUUGCUUUUAAAACUCCUAUAUAUGAUGUUAAUGGAGUACAAUUAAUUGAUUCUGUUAUUAAUGAUCCAAAAAAAAGGAUGUUAGGGGAUGUUUGGAACGAAGUUCAUCGUUGUGUUGGUCUUGCUGAAAGUAGUAUAGAUGAUCUUCAAGAAUUAUUGGAGAAACUAAAAGUCUAUUCAAGUGAACUUUUAGAAAAGAAAAACAGUUUAGUGGAACAAACAAAAGAUCGGGAUUUUGAGGAUUUUGUUGGUUGUAAAGCGCCCGAAGUUAUUAGCAUCGAAAAUCCAAAAGUAUCUUCAAAUAAGGCCACUAGAAAGGAGAGUGAUACUAAUGACAAAGAGGCUCUAGGUCUAUAA